AAGUGAAGGGGAGGAGAGGAGAGUGGGAGGAGGUGCGGGUGGGAGUCCCGCAGAAGGAGCUUUUCAAUCCCAACAUGAAUUCCACCCGCAGUUUCUGACAACACACGAGCGAUAUAAGCGGACAUCACGGCGCCUCGCGCAAGCGGAUACUUUCUGAACUCUAUCCCAUCAGCGUCUGCUUGUUUUCCACGGAUGCCCUUAACGUCUUCCUCGUGACUUCAACAUCUCCGAGGAACGGGAUGAGGCGGUAAAUGUCGCGUUUCGCAUCCUUUCGCUCCGGUUGAAGCUGCAGGAGUAUGUGAUCAUGUUGGCGACGCGCUGCCUCCUCCUGUGGGCUGCGGUCACCGCGCGACUCGCCGUGACAGCCUGGGGCAGCAGCAUCAAGCGGGACGGAGCGGAACGGGGACGCGAACAGAGCGCGUAUGCAGAAGAGCUCACGCAGCCUCAGCGACUGCUGCAGCGGACUGACGCGGAGGAGGAGCUGCCGCACGGGCACUUGGGUACUCUAGUAAAGAAUGAUGCUGAUGGAGCGCAUCCCAUUCAUUUGGCUCAGAUCUCGUUCCUGGUGACGGCAUUUGGAAUCCCAUUUGUUCUAGACCUGGAGCUCAAUCAUGAUCUCUUGUCAUCUAGCUAUGUUGAACGGCACUUCGAUGAAGAUGGGCGACCUUUUCAAAGUCUGGGAGGAGAGCACUGCUACUAUCACGGUCACGUAAGAGGAGUUCAGAGGUCAUGGGCAGCUCUCUCCACCUGUCAUGGCCUACAAGGGAUGUUCUCAGAUGGCAACUUUUCAUACGGCAUUGAGCCCUUGCACAACAGCAGUGAUCGGGAUACAAAUACUCAUGUUGUAUACAGAAUGGCAGAUAUCCGGCUGAGGCCAGUUUCCUCAGGAAGAACCACGAACAGCAGUGACUCUGUCAUUAACAAUGACUAUCAUGUUUCUAUGGAGACGAACGAGCCGGAGCUCACAGAUGGGUUGAGACGGGCAAAGAGACAGGUUCGCAGGGGUCCACGCACAGUUCAGAGUGAAACAAAGUACGUAGAGUUACUAGUGGUCAAUGAUUACGAACUGUUUGUACAGAUGCGAAGAUCGGCCCCUCAGACGAGGAACUUUGCCAAAGCUAUAGUGAACAUGGCUGAUGCAAUUUACAAGGAGCAGCUGAACACUAGAAUAGUGCUUGUUGCCAUGGAAACAUGGUCAACUCAGAACAUGGUUUCUGUCGGCGACGAUCCUUUGGUGACCCUGCGUGACUUUAUGAAAUACAGGAAGGAGAAUAUCAAAGAGAAGAGUGAUGCAGCUCACCUGCUUUCGGGACGCACAUUUCAGAGCAGAAGCAGUGGCACUGCCUACAUCGAGGGCAUCUGCACACCAACACGAGGAGGAGGAGUGAAUGAGUAUGGAAACGUGGGACCCAUGGCUAUAACCUUGUGUCAGAGUUUAGGACAGAACCUUGGAAUGAUGUGGAAUAAAAAUCGUGCUACUGCAGGAGAUUGUAAGUGUCCAGAUCCGUGGUUAGGCUGCAUCAUGGAGGAUACCGGAUACUAUCUACCCAGAAAGUUUUCACGGUGCAGUGUAGAGGAGUACAUUCAGUUCCUCCAGCAAGGAGGAGGGAGUUGCCUCUUCAAUAAACCUAACAAGUUGUUGGAUCCUCCUGAAUGUGGCAAUGGUUUUGUGGAACAGGGAGAAGAAUGUGACUGUGGUUCCCAAUUGGAUUGCUCUCGUGCCGGGGGUGCAUGCUGUAAAAAAUGCACUUUGACCCAUGAUGCAAUGUGUAGCAAUGGACUCUGUUGUAGCCGUUGCAAGUAUGAGCAGAGAGGAGUCGUCUGCAGGGAUGCAGUGAAUGGCUGUGAUGUGCCGGAGACAUGCACUGGAGAUUCGAGUAAAUGUCCACAUAAUGUCCACAAACUGGAUGGUUACAUGUGCAAUUCUGGACUGGGGCGCUGCUAUGGGGGCCGCUGUAAAACCAGGGAUGCCCAGUGUCAGGCGCUCUGGGGCCAUAAUGCAGCAGAUCGCAUGUGUUAUGAGAAGCUGAACAUUGAGGGUACAGAGCGUGGCAGCUGCGGUCAGGACAGCUCACACAGCUGGAUUCAGUGCAAUAAACAGGAUGUGUUGUGUGGGUUUUUAUUAUGCACUAAUAUCACGGCGAAGCCACGGUAUGGAGACUUAAAUGGAGAAACCACUAGUCUCACCAUCUAUCAUCAGAACAAGUACCUGGACUGUCGUGGGGGUCAUGCAGUGUUGGAAGAUGGCACUGAUCUCGGGUACGUGGAGGACGGGACGCCGUGUGGCCCUAAUAUGAUGUGCCUGGACCAUCGCUGUCUGCCAGUCACCACCUUCAACCUGUCCUCCUGUCCCGGGUCGUCCUCUUCUCACGUCUGCUCUGAUCACGGGACCUGCAGUAAUGAGGUGAAGUGUAUCUGUGACACAGACUACACUGGGAAGGACUGCAGUGUGUAUGACCCCAUUCCAGACCCCCAGCCUCCAGAUGGUUCAGAGAAGAAUAAAGGUCCAAGUGGUACAAACAUCAUCAUUGGCUCCAUAGCGGGAGCGAUACUGCUGGCAGCUAUAGUACUGGGAGGAACAGGCUGGGGCUUCAAAAAUAUCAGAAGAGGAAGAUCUGGAGGGGGAUAAAGCAUGUCAUCUGCUCUCCUGUGCUUCUGCACUGUGCUCUUUAAACUUUGAGUGAAACAGAAGAAUCUACAGAUGUCUUCCACUUUCUCACCAAACUCCAGUUUCACCCUGUUCUGUCUUUCUGACUUCCUGUUACUGCCUGUCACCUGUUGCCUAGAAGUACAUCCCAUGGUAACAUUUUUUAACUGAUUUCGAUUUUACUGAUGUUGGCUAUUUGUAAUUGGGUUUUCCAUUUAAACCCAGCACAGAAACUGAAAAAAGUCAUCAUUUAAUCAACCUCAUGUUAUUUUGAACCCGUAUGACUUUCUUUAUUUCAUGGGGCAUAAGAAGAUAUGUCGAGCAGAAAGUUCACAUUGUUGAGCUCU
Molecule: messenger RNA, 2994 nt
Organism: Carassius carassius (crucian carp)
Lineage: Eukaryota; Metazoa; Chordata; Actinopteri; Cypriniformes; Cyprinidae
Gene: adam11
Product: ADAM metallopeptidase domain 11
Exons: 27
Coding region: 305-2629 (774 amino acids)
Biological process (GO): proteolysis
Molecular function (GO): metalloendopeptidase activity
Source: RefSeq, a predicted model, not a curated record